AUGUUGGUGGAACCGACGAAUACUUCAAUAGUUUUACUCAACGAAAUCAAUAAGCGUAUCUUGGAAAACAAAUCAGUUUAUGAUCAGGAUAUUCUCAACGAGUUAUGCUCUAUACAAUAUCACGGCGUAGUUUGUCGAAACUUCGAAUACAAAGAAGUCGCAGAUGGGAAAUGGUACUACCUCAGCGAUAAGGACCACAGUCUUAUGCGGCCCUACAUAGUUAAUAACAACUUCUAUGUUGGAUUGAAAAACAAGGAGGCUCGCCAGGCAAUAAAUGGCCUAUGGUUCUUGACUAGAAGCGGGCACUGUUCAAUAGAGAAGGUCGAGCGAGCCCGAAAACGACAUCUGGAAUAA
Cooperia oncophora is the source of this 354-nucleotide messenger RNA. NCBI's taxonomy places the organism in Eukaryota, Metazoa, Nematoda, Chromadorea, Rhabditida, Trichostrongylidae. The record is from the annotation of a GenBank genome assembly.